AUGACUGCAUUCUCUCUGGUCAUUGCCAGCACACUGAUGGUGUUUGGUCGUCUAGGCGAUAUGUUCGGAGGCUACCCAGUAUUCAUCGGCGGACUGGCCUGGCUUCUGAUCUGGAGCAUUAUCACUGGCUUCAGCACUAGUUCAAUUAUGCUCAACGUGUGUCGAGCCCUGCAAGGACUAGGAGCCGCUGCGGCUCUCCCGACCGGUAUCCAGAUCAUGGGCUCGACUUAUCGCCCCAGCCAACGCAAGAACCUUGUGUUCGCCGUUUAUGGUACGUCUGCUGUGGUAGGCUUCUAUGGUGGCAUGUUCUUUGCGGGACUCAUUGGCCAAUACACGAGAUGGGGAUACUACUUCUGGGUUGGUGCUAUCAUGAUCGGGAUCACGCUCGCAUCCUCACUCUAUGCCAUUCAACCAGACCAAGCGCAGAAGGUGGAAGGGAGACCGCAAAUGGAUUAUCUCGGCGCAAUCACUGUCGUGAUAGGACUGGUGCUUUUAGUAUUCAGCAUCACGCAAUCCGCACAUGCAACGGCGGGUCGGCGGACGCCGUACAUCAUUGUCUGCUUCAUUCUAGCAGUCAUCUCGCUCUCUGCGGCUGUGUACGUUGAGGCGCGUGUGGCCUCUCACCCGUUGCUGCCGGCUUCGAUCUUCCACACACGGUCGAUGACUCCGUUACUCUUCGCCCUCCUUCUGCUGUUCGGCUCAUGGGGCAUCUUCUCUGUCUAUGGUACAUUCAUUCUGGAGGGCUUCAUCCUGCAUCUUGUCCCUGCUCGACUACUGCUCGGCAUUUCCGGUCUUGGAGCGCUGGGAUCGCAGCUUCUCCUCGCAUUUAUACCUGGCGCCAAUGCAAAUUACUGGGCCCGGGUCUUUCCUGCCACAAUCCUCAGUACCAUCGGCAUUGAUCUAUCCGUAAUCCUGAUGACCGUCUUCAUCACCACAACAUUUCCUUCCGCACAACAAGGGCUCGCGGGCGGGGUCCUCAACUCCGUGCUCCAGCUUGGCGUUGCGCUUACACUCGGCCUGACGGAUAUUGUUCAGUCAGCAACGGUCGACCAGGUAGGCUUGGCCAGGAGUUACAAGGACACUUUCUGGUUCGGUGUCGGUGUCAGUGGUAUAGGUCUCAUAUUGAUGCUGGUCUGGGGUAAAAUACCGAAGGCGACUAGUGAGCUGACUCCAGAAGAAAGGGCUGAGCUUGUACAAGUGGCAGAAGACGAGCUUCAGGAUGAUGUGGUCCAGUCAGAUGCACAAGCCAGUCGCAUAGAUCGUAUCGAUUAG
Molecule: messenger RNA, 1272 nt
Organism: Recurvomyces mirabilis
Lineage: Eukaryota; Fungi; Ascomycota; Dothideomycetes; Mycosphaerellales; Teratosphaeriaceae
Exons: 2
Coding region: 1-1272 (423 amino acids)
Biological process (GO): transmembrane transport
Cellular component (GO): membrane
Molecular function (GO): transmembrane transporter activity
Source: RefSeq, a predicted model, not a curated record